UGUCUUUCGAUCCUUUAAACGACUAAAUGGAUUCGUUCGCCAGACAGCAAAGACUUUUAUCUUUAAUAUAUGCAUUCGGCACCUAGUUUAAGCAAACAAAUUUAUAAAUCAUUGAGUUGUAAAAGGAGCGAAUUAUAUUUAUAAUGCCACCAAAAUCACAAAAGAGUGUUUUAAUUGGAGUAAUUAAUAUUGGCUGUACAAGCAUCGAACGAUGUUUGAGCGAAGAAGAGCCUUUUAUAAAUAAAGCAAAAUAUGCUUUGAAACUUUUAGUUGAAAAGAAGAUAUUUUUACAACAAAAAGAUGAAAUUGGUAUUAUAACAAUGGGUGAGGAGACUAGUGAUUUUGAUGAAAUAGAAAAUAUAAAAAUGUAUUCAGAAACAUUAUUAGUACCAAAUUGGGAAAUGAUUAAAUAUAUAAAUAAUUUGGAAUCUACUAGUUAUCCUUGUAAUUGGAUCGAAGCGCUUUACGCGUCUAUAAAUUAUAUAAAAAACGAAGUUAUUAAUGAAGAUCUUAGUAUCUACUUGGUUAUUUUCAAUAAUUUUAAAGAAGAUGAUGAGAAAGUAAACAAAUACGAUCCCGACGUUAUAGUCAAUGAAUUAAAAAAUUAUGAAAAUCUGCAUGUUCUAUUUGUAGGCGAAGAACUCGAAGAAACAACUUACACGGAAAGUUUUAUAACAAACAGUCAAAAAUUUUUAUUAUCAGUUAUAGAAAAUACCGAUUGUCAAUACGAAGAUAUAAAUACGUUUUUACGAGAAAGAAAAUUCUAUAAAUCACAACCUAAUAAAUCAAUGCCAUGGAAAUUUAAUUUAGAAUGGGCAGGAUUACAAAUUCCAUGUGACAUAUAUAUCAAUGUAACCGAAACAUCAAAACUUGGAUCGUGGAAAUUGCAGGCAAUCGACGAUGAACUAAAUGACUAUAACGAUCCACCAUUAAUGAAUAAAUUAUCAAAAUCACAUGGUACUAAAAAUGUUAUUAAAGAAAAUAUAAUGAUUGAUAUUCAUCGAAAUGAAAUUCAAGCAGAAAAAAUUAUAAAUGGUUAUAAAUUUGGAGGAAAAUACAUACCAUUCUCGGAUGAGGAUGAAAUGGCUAUGAAGUAUACUGGAACUAAAAAAGGGAUGAUGGUUUAUGGCUUUGUUCCACAAAAUGAUAUAAAACUUGAAUAUUGGAGUGGAUGUGGAUCACGAAUAAUUGUUCCAGCCGCUGAUGAAUACUCAGAGGCAUUUUAUAGUUUUGUUCAGGCAAUGGUUGAUAAUGAAUAUGCAGCAAUUGUAAGGAAAAUCUAUGCUGAUAAUAAUCUUCCAAAAAUGGGUGUACUGUUUCCAUGUGUGGAUGAUGAUGAAAUAUGGUGUUUGGUACAUCUAGAAAUACCGUUUGUUCACGAUUUAAGAAUUAUACAAAUGAGGCCAAUAAAAUCACUGGAAAAAGUUAUAGAUAAUGAAAAAAUAGAAAUUUUAGAUAACUUUAUAGAUUCUAUGACUGUUUUGGAAAACGAACCAACGUACUUAAAUCCAGGCAUGUUUCCUAAUAUACGGAAUCAAUAUCACUGGAACGUACUUGCUGAUCGUGCACUUAAUCCAGAAGGGUCUUUAAUACCUGUAAAUGAUUACUUAAUGGAGUACUUAGUACCACCGGAAGAUCUUCGCAUUAAAGCCAAGCCUCAUCUUGAAAAUUUAAAUAGGGCUUUUGGAUUUAGCAAAAUAACUAAAGACGUGGAUAAAAAUAAAAAAAUUUCCUCUAUGUUAAAUGAGAAUCAAAAUGAAGAAAUUAAUGUAAAUGAAUUGAAUGAAGAUAUACAUCAUGAAGCUAGUAAUAAUAGCAACGAUGAAUUUUUCAUUCAAGAAGAUAUGGAUUUUGAUUUGGGCAAGAUCGACGAUUUGGAUUAGUGUAUAGAUUUCUCAAUUGUUAUCUAAAAACAUAUUAUCUAUAUAUUAUUUAAACACAUUUGAAUGAACUUGAA
Molecule: messenger RNA, 1957 nt
Organism: Ceratosolen solmsi marchali
Lineage: Eukaryota; Metazoa; Arthropoda; Insecta; Hymenoptera; Agaonidae
Product: X-ray repair cross-complementing protein 5
Exons: 13
Coding region: 144-1883 (579 amino acids)
Biological process (GO): telomere maintenance; double-strand break repair via nonhomologous end joining
Cellular component (GO): Ku70:Ku80 complex
Molecular function (GO): double-stranded DNA binding; telomeric repeat DNA binding
Source: RefSeq, a predicted model, not a curated record